AUGGCCUCUGAAGUGGCAGCGUUAAAAGAAGACAUUGCCCACUCGACUGCUGCAAUGCAGUUGGCAACUCAAAAUCUUACGGAACAGCUUCAUAGGCUUUCCGAACAUCAGACAGUGGCAGAUGAGUGCCUCGCACGAGCCUUAGAAGCCCUAGUGCCACUGCCUGAACAACCUCUCAUAGCACGAGCUACAAGAGAACAGUCUGCAACCCCAUGGGAAACAUUGGACACACCAAGGGAGCAUAUGGAACCAAGUUUUUCAGGUCUGGUGCCUCCAAUCCAAGUGCCAGCAGCCCCAUGGGCCAGCGACACUAAGGUCGAUUCCUUGAAAGCAAAGGACAUACCUGAGUUUAUGGGCAAAAGAAACCAAGAUGUUGAAGAAUGGCUCAACAAAGUCCAACUUCUUCAAAAUGUUAGCGCAAUGUCAGAUGCCAGGAUGGUACAGCUCCUACCAGCCAUGAUAGCCAAGAAAACCCCUGCCAAUGCUUGGUUUUACACUCUGGAAGCCCAGGAAACUUGCUUGUGGACCUGGAAAAGGUGGAAAGAAGAACUGCUUCAAGAGUUCUGA
This is a messenger RNA of Spizellomyces punctatus DAOM BR117, 567 nucleotides long. RefSeq lists its product as uncharacterized. The record is from RefSeq and is a predicted model, not a curated record. Lineage: Eukaryota; Fungi; Chytridiomycota; Chytridiomycetes; Spizellomycetales; Spizellomycetaceae. The transcript has a single exon. Bases 1 to 567 code for a protein of 188 amino acids.